Molecule: messenger RNA, 2401 nt
Organism: Ziziphus jujuba (common jujube)
Lineage: Eukaryota; Viridiplantae; Streptophyta; Magnoliopsida; Rosales; Rhamnaceae
Product: pentatricopeptide repeat-containing protein At1g13040, mitochondrial
Exons: 4
Coding region: 252-1868 (538 amino acids)
Molecular function (GO): protein binding
Source: RefSeq, a predicted model, not a curated record
GAGCCUCCUGUCUUGCCCGAGACCAGUGUGUCUCUCUGCACUCCAUCGCCGAAACCAGGUGCUUUUCUGUUCUUUCUCAUUCUCUCUUACUCUCUUUCUCUCUCUUCCUCCAUUUUUAGGGUUUUAGGGUUAUGUUUGUUUGUUCUUUCUUCUUCUUCUUUUCGAGCUACCUUAUAUUCUGAAUGUCUCUGCAUUGAAAAUCCAGUCAAGUCCCGCCAUCUUCCAACACUUUGAUAUGUAUUCGCUCUGAUAUGUAUCAUAGUCUUGGCGUUCAACGCCUCUUAUACAGAACUCGCAUAUCAUACUACGUCAAAGCCGGUUUCAUUAAUCAAGCCGUCCAACUGUUCGACGAAAUGACCAACUCGAGCUGCCGCGUAUUUAGCAUAGACUACAACCGAUUCAUCGGCGUCUUGGUCCGCCAAUCGCGCUUCGAUUUAGCCGACUACUAUUAUUGCAAGAUGAUCCCUCAGGGAUUUUCAUUGACCCCAUUUACUUACUCUAGGUUCAUUUCUGCUUUGUGUACCGUUGGAAGCAAAAGGAGUAAUUUCGAUCACGUUGACAAGCUUCUUAAAGACAUGGACAAACUCGGCUAUUUCCCUGACAUUUGGGCGUUUAAUAUAUAUUUGGAUUUUUUGUGCGGAGAAAGUCGGGUGGAAUUGGCAAUGCAAGUGUUCGGCAAAAUGGUUGAGAAGGGAAGAGAGCCUGACGUUGUUACAUACACUAUAUUGAUUCAUGGGCUGUGCAAAGCUAGAAACUUCGACACUGCCGUAGAGCUUUGGCGUACUAUGUUUGAAAAGGGGUUUUCUUUUGAUAUCAUUGCGUGUUCAGUGCUUGUUAAUGGGUUGUGUAAUGGUGGGAAAGUUGAUUUGGCAUAUGAACUUACAAUUGGAGAAAUGAAGGGUCGAGUAAAGUUUAACAAUUUGAUAUAUAAUUUACUGAUUAGCGGGUAUUGUCGAGCAGGUAGGAUUGAUAAGGCAAAGGCUAUCGAGCGGUUUAUGAAGAGUAAUGGGAAUGUUCCAGAUUUGGUUACUUAUAAUUCGUUCUUGAAUUAUUAUUGUGACGAGUUGAUGUUGGAGAUGGCACAGGACUUGUUGAAGAAGAUGGAGAGCAAUGGAAUCGAAGCUGAUGUAUAUAGUUAUAACCACCUUCUCAAGGGUCUUUGUAAAGCUAAUCGGCCAGAUAAGGCUUAUUUGUUGAUGGUGAAUAAGAUGGAGCUGAAAGGUUUGUGUAAUGUUGUUUCAUAUAAUACAAUUAUCGGAGCAUUUUGCAAGGGUCGCAAUACUAGAAGAGCUUACAAGCUGUUUGAGGAGAUGGGGUCUAAAGGGAUUAUGCCAGAUGUGGUAACAUUCACAAUUCUUAUAAAAGCUUUUCUUAGAGAAGCUAAUUAUACUGUAGUAAACAAGCUUCGUGAUCAGAUGGUGGGGAUGGGUCUACGGCCUGACCGGAAACUAUACACAGCCAUACUUGAUCACUGUUGCAAGACAGGCGAGAUUGGGAUGGCUCGUAGUAUUUUCAAUGUUAUGAUUGAAAAUGAUAUUGCUCCAGAUGUGAUUUCAUACAAUGCCCUUAUAAAUGGACUUCGUAAAGCUGCCAAAUUGGAUGAAGCCAUGCACCUAUACGAGGAAAUGCAGAAUAAAGGAUUCAAUCCUGAUGAGGUGACUUUCAAAUUGCUAAUCUGUGGUCUCAUACGGGAAAAGAAGCUUUCAGUGGCAUGUGGCGUAUGGGGACAGAUGAUGGAAAAAGGCUUUACUCUUGAAGAAGAUUACUGGAGAAUGCUGCUGUUUGGGGUGAAGAUGGGAAUGGGCUUGACAAGUAUCAAACUCAAAUAUUUUAUGAGGACACACUGUAUUUUGAGAAUGGUAGUGUGAUAACACUCGUAUUUGGACAGCAUAAAUCUGAAUAUAAAGGACCCGCUGAAUAUAGGUGAGAGCCCCCAAAAGCAGUCAUAGUUUUGAGAUUGCCCUUACCCUGAUUCAAAAGGUAAUUGACAAUCUUCAUCUUCAAUUUGAAAAUUGUCUCAAAUCUCAAUUUCAAGAGUUUUGAGGACUAAAAGUCUAUAUCUCUUGGUAUGGCACUUCCCAAGAUCACUGAACUCCAUGGAUGGUGCAUGAGUGAUGAGAAGCUGCCAUAUAUUUCUACUCAAUUUCUGCUUGUUGCUUGACAAUAAAGCAUUGCAUGUUAUGUGACAUGUGGGAUGAUAAACUUGUGACAAUAAAGCUUGAGCUGUUCUUUAGCUAGAAAUAAUUUAAGGUUUUCUUAUUGCUCUGGCAGAGCAUUUUUCAAUAUCAGUAGGUGACAUGUGAAUGAUAACUUGUAUAUUAACUUUAAUACAGUGAAGAAUCCUGUAUUUUAGCCCCUAUUGUUAUCAUAUAUAAAAGCACCAUGGGAUAAAUUGUUUGUA